Yamadazyma tenuis ATCC 10573 is the source of this 899-nucleotide messenger RNA. The record is from RefSeq and is a predicted model, not a curated record. Lineage: Eukaryota; Fungi; Ascomycota; Pichiomycetes; Serinales; Debaryomycetaceae.
UUUCGCACACCACCACUGUGAUCACCAUCACAAGAUGUUUAGUCGAAUGAAUAUGUUCAGAACGUAUCGUCCCAGGUUUCUAACCAGGUGGCUCUCAUCAAAUGGUCCACAUCCCCUACCACCAAAUCCCCGGAUUAACUUGAGGCCUAAACCCCUUCAACUCCCGACAAUCUUUGGUCUUAUCGUGUUUUCAUCAACCUUCACUAUGGGCUACUAUCUGGCCUACCAGCUCGGAGAUUUUUUCCUCUCCGACGAGACCUCCAGAAGCAUCUUCCUCCCUCUCUGGAUUAACUUCAACUAUUUCUUCAAAAGCUCCUACAGCGAGUCCAACCUCAAGUACUUGGAUAUAGAGAACUUUUCGUUUGACACUCAGUCAGUUAAUAAGCGAAUCAAAUUCAAAAUCCUAAAUUUGCUCGUCAACAACAAGACUAUUGCAUUUAGACAUCUUUUACAUUGGGCCAAUGUCGAGCUCGUCAAUCACAACACAAGUUAUCGAUUCCAGGUUAACUGCCCCAGCAUCUCAGGUCUCAAGUUUGUGGCCACUAAACCCAUUGACAACUGCAGCAUCACUGAGUUGGAAGUCACCACCAACUGGGCCAUAAAACUCAUCAAUCUCCGGUUUUUCUUACUCAACCAACCUACUUUACAAUUUACGGAUAUCUCAUAUCUGUUUGUAGGAGAGUAUGACGUGUUCGAGGAUACGCAUGUGGGUAAAGUCAAGGUGGAUGGGAUUGUUGAGAACAACGACAUCAAGUUCCGGAACGUACUGUUGGUUCUCCACAAAAAUAAUCAGGAAAUCGAAUAUAAGGUGAUAUGAGAUAGAUGCCGGUCACGUGCUCGGCGCUGUGGGGCCGCGGGUCUCCGCGGUUUUCUCCAAUACAUACAAAACUACAAAACCU